Messenger RNA from Lathyrus oleraceus (garden pea), 1348 nucleotides. RefSeq names its product glutamyl-tRNA reductase-binding protein, chloroplastic. The coding region runs from base 228 to 1166 and encodes 312 amino acids. NCBI's taxonomy places the organism in Eukaryota, Viridiplantae, Streptophyta, Magnoliopsida, Fabales, Fabaceae. The transcript is spliced from 5 exons. Gene Ontology annotation, cellular component: chloroplast. The record is from RefSeq and is a predicted model, not a curated record.
UUCUUUACUUAAAACGCAUCCUUAACAACACUGCAGAAAACAGAAGUGCCGUUUACAUUUUACUUACGUAGAAACGACACUUUGUUGUCGCGUGUAUCAAAUUCUUAUCCAUUUUCCCUAUUGCUUCCACACUCAAAUCCAUCUUCAACUUCUCUUUCAAUUCAAUUCAAUUUCAUCAUCUUCUAUAAUCAAUCAACGAAACCCUAAAAUCCCAAAACAAACAAAAAAUGCUUCUUCAAACUAGAAACUUCACUGCACCAUGUUUCACACCCAAAAUAACGACUCCUACUACUAAAAUCUCUACUCACCCUUCAAAUUCAAUCUCAUUUCGCUCAACAAAGUGUUCAGUUUCAACCCAAUUGGAACUCAAAACCGAUAACAACAUUACCAAACCAUUUCCAGCUGAAGUAUCCAGAACCAUUAUGGAUUUAGCUAGGGCUGGCACGCUUUCUACUUUGACUCAACAGGGUUGGCCAAUUGGUAUUGGGGUUCGAUUCGCUGUUGAUUCUGAAAACGGAAACCCUUUUUUCUAUUUCAAUCAUAAUUCUGUUCCCACUGCCAAUCACAACAUUCACGCCCCUUCUUCACUUCAUGUUAAGUUUUUACAGUCAGGAUUGCGUACACCUCAGUGUACACUUCAAGGAACACUUACCAAACCGCAGGAUCCAGUUUUGAUCAAACGGCUUGUUUCUUUGUGGAAGAAGAGGUUCGGAGAAGAAGUUGAUCAAGAUUUUAUGUAUAUUAUUGAUGUAGAUAGGGUGCUGCAUUUGGAUGACUUCCAGGAGGAUGGUGUGUGGUUCACCUCUUUAGACUAUAAAAAUGCUCAACCCGACCCCCUUCGAGAAUUUGCUGAGAAUUUAGUAGCUGAAAUUAACACCAAUAAUAUGGAAGACAUUACUCGCUUUUGUAAUGUCUAUGUUGACUUGGAUUUCCAGGUCUCAGAAGCAAAGAUGAUAUGGGUAGAUCGUUUGGGAUUGGAUAUGCGUUUGUUUUCUCCUAACAACGGUUUAUUUGAGGUCCGCAUCCCUUUCCCUAGAGAAGUCACUGAUGAAAAAGGGGCCAAGUCAACAUUUAAUUGUAUGUCACAAUUGGCUUGGGAGGUAGAAAGAAACUUCCAUCCUCUGGAUUUUGAGAAGGUUACGCAAUUGAAACACAUAAAGUCAUGAUGCUCGAGUUAUAAUUUUUUUGCACAACCACUUACCUGUUUCGUCAAAUAUGCAAGGUGAAGCUUUGUAAUUUUUCAAGAAUAUGACCAUUUUCUAUGGUGUUUGUAUUACGUGAUUAUUCAUUUGAGGCUUGAUGUUGAGAUCAAUUUGAAGACUUAGCUUGACUAAGUUUUGUACGUUUA